GCCGCCUCCACCCACUCGAGAUUCCCUCGGGAUACAUCCCCCACCCCCAGCAACCUCCGACCACCUCCCUGGAUUUCAGCGCCACCCAGUCGCCGCCUCCUUCCCUCCUCCCUUUCAUCCACCACCAAAUCCACCCCCGUAGCCAUCCUCGGUUCCCUCCGCUGCCAAUCUCCCGCGCUUCCGCUUGAUCUUCCCGAGAUCCAGCAGAGCUCUCACCCGCCCCCGCUCCCACCGUCGACCACAAGCCGCUGCCCGUCGGAACAGAAACAACCAGCACCACUCCCUGUGGCCCUCCUCGAACCACAGUAGCCUGCGCAGCCUCCUCCUUCUUGCCUCGCUCAAGCCCUAGGGUGCCGCCUUUGCCCGACGCCUACCGUCCCCGCCAUGGAUUGGAGCCCGCCUCUGCUUCUGAUCCGCGCCACCCCAGGAACCAACGACGCCGGAGCCCCUCGUCACCUCGCCACCUUCUUCGCGGGAGCUGCCUCGCGUCCCUGUGCUCCCUCCUCAUCGCGCGCCCAAGCGACGCGCCCGUCCCGAGCUCCAGCCCGCCGGCCACCUUCUCCAGUCAGAUUCGCCUGGUCUCGGGCAUCUUCAUCGACUGCCAGCAACCCCCUGCCCGCCUUGUGCAUCGCUGUCAUCGUCUUUGUGCCGCAGCCAGGCGCUGCUCCGCGCCGCGCUGCAUCCUUCUGUCGGGAGCAGACAGAGGAAGCCGCCCAUGCCACGUUGACCGCCAAGUCCCACGCCGCCCUGCCUUCUCUUUCAUGUCCUGCCAGCUUCGUCGCCGCUCGCCUCUCGUCAACCUUCCUUUUCGCCUCCCAAGCCAUGCCCUCGCCGGCCGGAGUUCCUGCCUUCUGCCGCAUCCUCGUUCGAGCGCUCGAGCACCGCCCCACGUUGGCCGCUCCAGCGACGUGCGCUCGCCUAGCGCCAUCCUGGGCCACGCCUGCUUCCCCCACCUCAUGGCCCAGUUCCAAUGCCAAGGCCCAACUAGGCUUUGAUUUCGUUCCGGAGUUGUGAGGAUUCGUUCGACUA
This is a messenger RNA of Triticum dicoccoides, 1029 nucleotides long. RefSeq names its product transcriptional regulatory protein AlgP-like. NCBI's taxonomy places the organism in Eukaryota, Viridiplantae, Streptophyta, Magnoliopsida, Poales, Poaceae. Bases 385 to 1014 code for a protein of 209 amino acids. The record is from RefSeq and is a predicted model, not a curated record. The transcript has 2 exons.